Esox lucius (northern pike) is the source of this 2790-nucleotide messenger RNA. RefSeq names its product polymerase (DNA directed) nu (gene poln). The record is from RefSeq and is a predicted model, not a curated record. NCBI's taxonomy places the organism in Eukaryota, Metazoa, Chordata, Actinopteri, Esociformes, Esocidae. Gene Ontology annotation, molecular function: DNA binding; DNA-directed DNA polymerase activity. Gene Ontology annotation, biological process: DNA-templated DNA replication; double-strand break repair. The coding region runs from base 1 to 2505 and encodes 834 amino acids. The transcript has 23 exons.
AUGGAGGAUGACAUUCCAGCAAGUUGGGAAAAGGUUGAGUUUGGAGAAUGUCACAUACUAGAGAAUGAUGGGUUAGGAGUGAGACGUGCUUUACAGAGGGACGGCUUUGGAGAAAAAGGUUUCUGCAAUGAGGGCAAAGCCACUGAGGACCUUGGGGACAGCACAGAGAGCCAGGAUGUAGUUGCUUUACUUGAGCAGCAGGUGGCGCCGCUGGGAGACACAACCAAGUCUGAGAGGAAGAUGGUGACAGGAGGACCAGGGGACAACGGCAGAGCGAGAGACCCCAUCAAGAGGAAACCCGUCUUCGGUGAAAUGGCUACCGACAACCAGAGAGAGAUGGAGGGUGAGUCGGACAGUGAUGAAGAGAUCGUGGGGGAUGGAGAGAUGGAAAGGGAGGAUAGAGUGGAGGGGAAUGGAGAGACGGACCGUCAGGGCGGGACGGGUAACGGCCUAAAUCCAGAAGACCGGGGAAGAAAUGUGGAUGGGACAUCAGGGACAGCUGCACAGAGGACCACUGGAAUCACAGAACACUCCGCGUCAGGACACUUGACUCUGAGAUCGUCUCAGGCGCGCGUCAGUGCGUUCCGAGCCCCCUCUCUCCGCGGGACCCCCCCGGCUCACAACCCACUUGCCUCUAACCAUCCCAUUAACGCUCAGAAGCCCAGUCCAUCGGCGUGCGGGGUGCUGGUGCUGUUGAAGACGGAUCCGGUACCGGAGGAGGGAGUGGCACCCGGAGACAGUGUGGUCUACCUCAGGCUGGAGCGGAAACCCGCCUGGGCCCAGAGCGCCCUAGAUCAAAACCUAGACCUCUUCACCAGAGAGAUGCUUCUGCGGGUGUUGUCCGGCUCCCGGCUGGUGGUGUGCUACAAGGCCAAAGACCUGCUCCGCACAGCCCUCCAGCUGUACCAACCCAGCCUGCACUGGAAACAAGUGUCAUCCUGCCGUGUCCAGGACCCCCAGGUGGCUGCCUGGCUGUUGGACCCAGCGGACCCGUCCUCCUGCUUCACUGAUCUGCUCACCAAACACAGCAGGAGGCCCCCCAGACCCCCCACACCGGUGCUGGGGGCCAGGAGGGUAUCUCAGGUCCUCUCCAGUCUUUCGCUGCUCUACAAGCUGAACAUGGAGCUUCAGUCUAAACUACAGAGCCAGGGUCUGUGGGAGCUGUACUCCAACAUGGAGCUGACUAUGAUCCCUGUACUAGCAGCCAUGGAGAGCCAUAGGAUCCAUGUGGACAAGGAGGCCUUGAAGAGGACGUCAGAGAUGCUGGGGACUAGGAUGAAGCAGUUAGAGCAGGAUGCCCACCAGGCUGCAGGCCAGAAGUUUCUAGUGUCCAGCAGCACCCAGCUCAGAACGGUUCUGUUUGAGAAGCUGCGUCUGCAGGAGCGCUGUGAAAACAAGAAGCUCCCCAAGACACUGAACAAACAGCAGCACUCCACAUCCGAGGCCACCUUGUUGCAGCUCCAGGACCUCCAUCCUCUGCCCAGGAUCAUUCUGGAAUACAGACAGGUUCACAAGAUCAAGUCCACCUUCGUUGAUGGGAUUCUGUCCUGCAUGAUGAGCAAGAAUUCCAUCUCCUCCACAUGGUACCAGACCAGUGCGGUGACUGGGAGAAUCUCUGCCAAGCACCCAAAUUUCCAGGCUCUCCCAAGGCAGCCGGUGCAGAUCACCAAGAAACAGGAUGUCCAAGGAAAGGAAGCGGAGGUGGUGACUGUUCACCCACGAUCCAUGUUCAUUCCUCAGGAUGGCUACAGUUUCCUGGCUGCAGAUUUCUGCCAAGUGGAGUUGCGUUUGUUGGCCCACCUCUCCUCAGACCCAGAGCUGCUGAGAAUAUUUCACAACCCACAAGCAGACGUCUUCACCAUGCUGGCCUCACAGUGGAAAGGUGUGAAUGAGGGAGACGUGAGCUCUGAGGAUAGAGAGCAUGCCAAGCGUAUCGUCUACUCUGUGGUGUAUGGAGCAGGUCGGGAGCGGCUGUCAGGCAUCCUGGGUGUGAGUGCUGAGAGGGCCAGCCAAUUCCAGGAUAGCUUCCUUCACAACUACAGAGAGGUUCACAACUUCAUUCACACCACCAUCCAGCAGUGUCAUAAACAAGGUUACGUGCUGUCGAUUAUGGGCCGGCGGCGGGCUUUUCCCCAUGUCCACUCUGUGGACUGGGCCGUCCGCAUGCAGGCUGAGAGACAGGCCGUCAACUUUGUGGUCCAAGGUUCAGCUGCUGACCUGUGUAAGAUGGCCAUGAUCCGGAUCUUCUCCACGGUGUCCUCCUCUAGGUCUCUGUCCGCCAGGCUCGUAGCUCAGCUCCACGACGAGCUGCUCUACGAGGUGGAGGACUCUCAGGUGGAGGAGUUUGCAGUGUUGGUCAGGAACACUAUGGAGUCCCUCCAGCAUGUCGAUUGUCUGGGAGUUCAUCUCAAAGUCCCCCUGAAGGUGGCGGUGUCAAGUGGCAAAUCCUGGGGCUCCAUGUCUGAACUACACCUCCCCCAAACGUCUUUCUCCUUAUCUUCCUGAAUCCCUCUCUCCGAUUCGUACCCUCCGCCUUUCUCCAACUCUUCUCUCCUUUUAUUGUGUUACAUCCAUAUUGCUAUGGAAACCAGACAAGUGCAGCUCUUCCAAGCUCACAAUGCUGCCUCUAUCUCCUCCCUCCCUCUCUCUCUCUCUCUCUCUCUCUCUCUCUCUCUCGGUCUCUCUCCCUCCUUCUGAGUCUGUAUCCAGGGGAACGGCCGGAGCUUCCAGCUGGAACGCAUCUUUUUUUUCAUCCUCCCUCCAUUUUGUGGAAGUGUAGUCCUCUUCAUA